Messenger RNA from Suillus discolor, 1659 nucleotides. RefSeq lists its product as uncharacterized. NCBI's taxonomy places the organism in Eukaryota, Fungi, Basidiomycota, Agaricomycetes, Boletales, Suillaceae. The record is from RefSeq and is a predicted model, not a curated record. The transcript has 7 exons. Bases 1 to 1659 code for a protein of 552 amino acids.
AUGCCGCCAAGGGUGUCUAUUGCAGCGGAUGUAGAACCAUACCACAGUCUGCAUGCAAUAUCAGAAGGAGACCCUGACUUUGGGAUUCAUUCCGAUAACGACCUGAAUGGUACAGGCAAUGUCAUUGUCUCCAGACCAAUGGCAAAAUGGUACCAAGCAUCUGAUGCCCCUUUGCAGGAGUGGGCCGGAUGCGGAGAUCGGUCUGGUUUUCAUCAGGAGUAUCUACUCGAAGACCUCCGCCUCGAGAGCCAUGGGGAAGCUGACUCAGCUUCUCCAUGUCUGUGCGGAGAAUUAGAUGAGGACGGUAAAAAAAAAGAAGGUGUUUACCACUGUGAAGAUUGUUUUGGUUUGGUGCUUCUUUGCAGAGAGUGCUGCAUAGCACAGCACCAGCAGCUACCGCUUCAUAUAAUCAAGAUGUGGAAUGGCCAGUUCUUCCAGUGGACAACAUUGAAGGAAUUGGGUUUGGUAGUGCGGUUAGGACAUAGUGAUUGUAUCUGCCCUGAGCGUGGGCAUGUACACUUUCUUGUCAUACAUGUCAAUGGUGUCCAUCACGUCAACGUGACUUUUUGCGGCUGUGAAUGUCGUAUUUCUCACUGGCAACAACUUCUUCAAUCUGAUUGGUACCCAUCAACUGUUUAUCAACCACAAACUGCAUGCACAAGGCGUGUGCUAGAGCACUUCCACGUUCUUAUGUUGUCCAGCAAGGUGUCUGCACUCGAGUAUUACAAAACUUUAGAACAUCUCACAGAUAAUACAGGUAUUGAGACACCCAAGGCGAGUCUUCUCCUAGCAAUCCCUACCUCACUUUCACUAACAUUCUGCGACAUUCUGAAGAGAUUCAGUAAUCUCGAGGAUGGAAAUGUAACGCCUUGUGCUGGUGACCUUGCACUUAUAUGUCCCACCUGCCCACACCCUGGUAUCAAUUUACCAGACAACUGGGAGAGCGUUGAUCCGUCUAUGCGGUUUCUGUAUUUCCUCAUCUUAGCCAUGGAUGCGAAUUUUAGACUCAAAAAUCAUUUAUGCUCAUCCGAUACUGCUGAUCCCGGUCUUCACACUGGACUGGCUUAUUGCGUCCCAAAUGAAGAGUACAAGAGUCACAUAUUGAAGCACGUGAGUCAGAAAGACAUCAGUUCGUGCAGCGGAUUCAAAUCGUUGGCUCAUGCGGAAACAAAAUUUUCGAACAGUCUUCGAGCAACAGGCAUGGGCCUUUGCAUUUGUGCUCGUCACGAGUUUGUUUGUCCUAACGGUGCGGGUGAUUUACAAAAGGGUGAAUGCCUCGCCCCCCUCCUUGUGCUCACUGUCAUCAUCUCUUACAAUAUCGCCUGUCAAUGGAAGUUAAACUUGUUGAAGAGGAUGGCAGCAAUACCUGAACAUCUCCAAGUGCCAUUGACUACCGCGAUGUUAGCGUUUAUUUUUGGCAUUCCUAAAUUUCAUUGUCCUGCGCACGACAUCAAGUGCGCUACUCCUCAUUCUCUCAACUUAAUUCCCGGUGUCAGCCGUAUGGAUCAUGGUGAAGGCAUAGAGCGUAAUUGGUCAGAGAUGAAUCGUGUGGCCAACAGCAUGAAGGAGAUGGGCCCGGGCUCACAACAUGACACACUGGCACUUGAUGACCACUUUGGCCAUCAUAAUUGGCGCAAAUAUGUCAGUCUAGGUAAUUAA